Molecule: messenger RNA, 3059 nt
Organism: Gorilla gorilla gorilla (western lowland gorilla)
Lineage: Eukaryota; Metazoa; Chordata; Mammalia; Primates; Hominidae
Gene: TMUB2
Product: transmembrane and ubiquitin like domain containing 2
Exons: 3
Coding region: 1287-2192 (301 amino acids)
Biological process (GO): ERAD pathway
Molecular function (GO): protein binding
Source: RefSeq, a predicted model, not a curated record
GUAUAACAGCUUCCGGGAGGAGCCGGAAGAGACCGGACACUGAACGGAAUCGCAGAUUGCCAGCCCUUUUCCCGACCCCUACGGAAAGACGAGUCCAGGGGCCGUCCUGGCGAGGUCAAAACAUUUAGUCUGGUCUUUUCAGAUAAUUCUUUGAGCAACUACUGGGGCAUUAUAUUGGACACUUCAGUACCAAGAGAAAUACAUACGAUCCUUGUCUACCAGGAGUCUAAUAGAAAGAUGGACAGGUAGAUAAGUAUAAUGAAGUUUUAUAGGUGCUGUGAGAAUAGUCUGAUAAUGGUAAUCACCAGACUGGAUUUGCCCAGGGACAGCUGUGAAAGCAGCAGAUUCUCCAAGGGAAAUAGUAGGUACUCCAAGGAGCAAGCAGGGACCCUUCCUGCCUUUCUAAGAAACUGCAGCAGCAGAACCUUCACAGUGAAAGAAGAGAGACUGAGAUAUGGAUUGUGAGAGCUGUUAUGGAAUCUUUUUCAAAUCACUCCACUUGGGGAGUGGUCAUUGCAGGAGUGGGCCCAUGGUGACCCAGGAAGGUGGUGCUUCUGGUGUCUGUCCCACGUUGCUCCCCAGGGCUUGCCAGAAGUUUCAGAGGCGGCACAUAAUGUCUGCUGCAUAGUAUCUGCCCGCGGUCCCUACAGAGUUAUCGUUUUAGAUUUGUCUGACUCUGCUUUUGAUGGUAGGUCAGUUUUCUUUGGCUCUUGACAUCUGGCAGCCUGGAUCUGUGACCAGGAAUGGAAUAGGCUCAAAUGAGACAAUCUGGCAGGGAUGGCUAAACAGUGCUUCCAAGGGGGCCCCACAGUAAAAUAUUCCAGGCUUUUGGGUCUCUCUGAAGCCACUUUGGAGGCUGCUUAGGAGGCAUAUUUGCUUGACCAAGCGAUAGAAAUCCUAGAGAAACUCAGGCCUCAGCAAAGAUUUUUCCUCAUUCACCAAAAAAGCAACAACAGUAGCAGCAGCAGCAGCAGCAAGGCUGUGGGCUUUUCCUGCUGAUCCACACUCAUUGGGAAGUUGGAGUUUGAGAGAGGAAGGUCACAGAACGUGAAAGCAAGAGUUUCACAAUAGAGGCAAAGGGUAGGGUAGGUCUUUAACUUUAGGUUGGGGUGCCGGAAUUAGGAAGGUUUGUGCCCCCUUCUACACAACACUGAACUCCUUUUUUUUUUUUCAGGGCUGGGUCAGUUAGAACCUAAACAAACUAGAGACCUGGUUGCAACCCCUCAGGCUCUGCUGAUGCUGUCCCCCUUUGUUCCUGCAGCGUGGACCCUGCCAGCAGCCAGGCCAUGGAGCUCUCUGAUGUCACCCUCAUUGAGGGUGUGGGUAAUGAGGUGAUGGUGGUGGCAGGUGUGGUGGUGCUGAUUCUAGCCUUGGUCCUAGCUUGGCUCUCUACCUACGUAGCAGACAGCAGUAGCAACCAGCUCCUGGGCGCUAUUGUGUCAGCAGGCGACACAUCCGUCCUCCACCUGGGUCAUGUGGACCACCUGGUGGCAGGCCAAGGCAACCCCGAGCCAACUGAACUCCCCCAUCCAUCAGAGGGUAAUGAUGAGAAGGCUGAAGAGGCUGGUGAAGGUCGGGGAGACUCCACAGGGGAGGCUGGAGCUGGGGGUGGUGUUGAGCCCAGCCUUGAGCAUCUCCUUGACAUCCAAGGCCUGCCCAAAAGACAAGCAGGUGCAGGCAGCAGCAGUCCAGAGGCCCCCCUGAGAUCUGAGGAUAGCACCUGCCUCCCUCCCAGCCCUGGCCUCAUCACUGUGCGGCUCAAAUUCCUCAAUGAUACCGAGGAGCUGGCUGUGGCUAGGCCAGAGGAUACCGUGGGUGCCCUGAAGAGCAAAUACUUCCCUGGACAAGAAAGCCAGAUGAAACUGAUCUACCAGGGCCGCCUGCUACAGGACCCAGCCCGCACACUGCGUUCUCUGAACAUUACCGACAACUGUGUGAUUCACUGCCACCGCUCACCCCCAGGGCCAGCUGUUCCAGGCCCCUCAGCCUCCUUGGCCCCCUCGGCCACUGAGCCACCCAGCCUUGGUGUCAAUGUGGGCAGCCUCAUGGUGCCUGUCUUUGUGGUGCUGUUGGGUGUGGUCUGGUACUUCCGAAUCAAUUACCGCCAGUUCUUCACAGCACCUGCCACUGUCUCCCUGGUGGGAGUCACCGUCUUCUUCAGCUUCCUAGUAUUUGGGAUGUAUGGACGAUAAGGACAUAGGAAGAAAAUGAAAGGCAUGGUCUUUCUCCUUUAUGGCCUCCCCCCUUUUCCUGGCCAGAGCUGGGCCCAAGGGCCUGGGAGGGAGGGGUGGAAAGGAUGUGAUGGAAAUCUCCUCCAUAGGACACAGGAGGCAGGUACGCGGCCUCCCCUUCUCAUCCACAGGAGUACAGAUGUCCCUCCCGUGCAAGCACAACUCAGGUAGAAAUGAGGAUGUCAUCUUCCUUCACUUUUAGGGUCCUCUGAAGGAGUUCAAAGCUGCUGGUCAAGUUCAGUGGGGAGCCUGGGCUCUGAGAUUCCCUCCCACCUGUGGUUCUGACUCUUCCCAGUGUCCUGCAUGUCUGCCCCCCACACCCAGGGCUGCCUGCAAGGGCAGCUCAGCAUGGCCCCAGCACAACUCCGUAGGGAGCCUGGAGUAUCCUUCCAUUUCUCAGCCAAAUACUCAUCUUUUGAGACUGAAAUCACACCGGCGGGAAUGAAGAUUGUGCCAGCCUUCUCUUAUGGGCACCUAGCUGCCUUCACCUUCUUCCUCUACCCCUUAGCAGGAAUAGGGUGUCCUCCCUUCUUUCAAAGCACUUUGCUUGCAUUUUAUUUUAUUUUUUUAAGAGUCCUUCAUAGAGCUCAGUCAGGAAGGGGAUGGGGCACCAAGCCAAGCCCCCAGCAUUGGGAGCGGCCAGGCCACAGCUGCUGCUCCCGUAGUCCUCAGGCUGUAAGCAAGAGACAGCACUGGCCCUUGGCCAGUGUCCUACCCUGCCCAACUCCAAGGACUGGGUAUGGAUCGCUGGGCCCUAGGCUCUUGCUUCUGGGGCUAUUGGAGGGUCAGUGUCUGUUACUGAAUAAAGUUCCAUUUUGUGGUCCUGCA